UCUUUUAGUAUCGAUGAAAAAACGUUUGGUGGUAAACGAGCUCUGAAAUGGAGUAUACACAAAAGGAAUGCAAAUGAACUGCACUCUGUCUUCGAUUCUCGGAAACUAUCGUAGUCGUAGCGCAUGAGCAGUUUGUUACACAGCAACGAUGCUUCGGUUACGGCGUUAGCGUUUCACCUUUCCGCUAAACAACGUUAACUAUGGGUACCUACAACGUCCAAGGAUCGAGAAAGAACGUUUAUAUGUUUCGGAAGGAUCGCGACGCUCUGAUAGACUUUGCUCUUCGUCAUGAUUCGGUGCGGCAGGCAACAGGAGAUCUGUUUGGCUUGUGGACUACCGAUGAGGAACCGGUAAUACACAUCGUUUGUGGACAACGUUUGUGUACAGAGAGAGGCUCAAAUUUCGACGAUACUGCCCAGGAAGUUCGUCCUCUUUGCCAUAUUGGUAACUGGCGUUAUGAUCCUUCAGAGGUUCACCAAACCGACUCAAAUCAGUUGGAUCAGCCAAGAUGCAAUCAUGAAACAAGAAGAAGAUUCGUGCGCCUCGCAAUCUGUAUCAAGUCACAAACACAAGUCAUAGUGUCGCCCCGUCUUUUCCGCUUUCAGAAACACGGAGAUAAUAAAGGCGAACAGUGUAAUUUGGAACUACUCACAGCUGAAAGGCCAUUCAAGAACAUCGAAGGAAUAAAAGAACUCGCCCUAAACAGUCGGAUAGAUGAAUGCCUCGAUGAAGAAAAUCAAAUGGAGUGGACUUCUUCUGUAGUUUCAAAAAGCUCCCCUUCAACUGCCCGAAAACAACAGCGCCAUACUUCUGUAAGUAAAGCUUUGUCCAGAAAACAGGUUGAUGUGGAGGAGAUCCCCCCCGGCAUAGGUGCAAAGCAAAGUCGUGCACUAUACUCGACGAGCAACCAGAGAUUCCAAAGUGGUUUUGCAAGUAAACGCGAUUUUAAGGUCUUCAUGUUCAGAGAGGACUACCAAAUGAUGGAGAAUCUCGUUCUUCAAUACCCGCAUCUUGAAACUGGAGGAAACCUGUUCGGUUUGUGGACCAGCAAUGGUGAUGCAGUGCUGCAUGUGGUACUGGGCCCAGGUAGAAACUGCACAAGGACCGGUGCCUCGUUCUACCAAGAUAUUCCAUAUCUAAAGCGAAACGGCGAGCUACUAACUCAAGAUUACAUGUUGUGCCACAUUGGAGAAUGGCACUCUCAUCAUCAACUGCGUCUCUUUGAGCCAAGUAGAGGUGACUCGUCGACCGUAAUUAGGAACUAUCCCCGUGGGACAUGUGGUUUCCUUUUGAUCAUUGCUAACAUCCUGUCACCAAGGGAGGUGAAGCUGUCACCCUAUCUUUAUACAGAGAAGUCAACCUAUGGCUAUGAUGAAAUGGGAAAGAUUGUGCCUUUACCUAAGACAAAUGCCUUUAAUAAAAUAAAAAAAAUCAAAGAUAGCAGAGAAUCGGGAAGAGAUAUAAAGGUACCUUCACAGUAUUCGCAAGGUGGAUAUAGCCAUUUUGGAAAAUCGUCGACAUCAGCCAAGUUACCAAGUGUACGCAAACAAACCUCUGGAAUGCGGUACAGAACAUCCACGUGGCCAAGAUAAACAGACGAGUCAAGGAAGCAAGCAGCUCUUCACUGUCUUAUAAAUUGUAUUUAUAGAUGUAAUGUGAAACCUAAAGACUUACCUUAAAUACACUGUAAUAGGCUGCGAUAGGACAAUGUUACCAAAAGGAGUUUGAAAACGUUAUGUAAAGAUGCACUCAAUUGUUGAACUACAACCUAGGCUAUGGGGCUGAAAGGAGAAAUCAUUUGUUCGAUGGUUUCCGGUAUUUAUGAUUUAUGCAUAUUUAGUUUUUGCUACUUUUAACGCGAUUUAAGUUGAAACUUGGAAUGGGCGAAGACAAGAGAGAAAAGCACAAAUAUCUACAAAGCGCGAAAAGUUGUGCCAGUUAACACUCGGCUUUGAUUCACGACACUUCGAUUUAUUAACUAUCUAUAACAACACAUUCAUUGAUUACAAGGUAGUCUGUGUAUAGCCAUUUAGUAAAUCAGCACUUCAUCAUUUAGAAUUCGAAUAAACGCAUCCUAUGUUUAACCUGCUAGAUCUUGUGAUUACUCGAUCGAAACCCAUCUGUCAACCAUCAGUCAACUCGACUCUCACAUAGGAGUCGAUAGGAGAAAUAAUCCCACCCAGCUUUCUUGCUUUUUCCGACCAUGAUUCCAGAAUCAUUACGCAGAAUUUGGACGUAUGAGUGCGUGACCCGGCGUGAGCCAAAUUACAUAUUCAGGGCCGUGACCAUCGCGCAAUCGCAAACUUUCUGAGAAAAGCCGGAAGAUGAUUAUGACCCUUCGAUUGUGAAUGUAGUGAAAUUUAUACCAGUCGAAUUUUCAAACAACAUCUUAUGUGAAAAUGAACAAAAGAAAGCUUGAAUACUGGAGGGAAAUUUAACUGUGCAUUGAGUUUAAAAGCGCUAGUGUCAUCAUAAUUUGCUUGAAACGUGCAAUUCGUUUCUCGGAAAGAAUAUGUUUUGUAACGCAUGAUCAGUUGUUAUCGACACAGUUAGAAGUACACAGUUUUCUGUCAGCAUAGCUAUAUUCAGUUCAACGCUGAAACACGUUCACGGACCUAAGAUGGGAACUCACAAUGCGAAGCAUUUUGAGGUCUAUAUGUUUGAGGAAGAUGUUGACAUGAUGAAACGGUUGGUCCUACUUCAUCCCGCCAAAGAGACAGGUGGGAAUCUGUUUGGUUUGUGGAGUAAUAACCAAGAGCCAGUCUUACAUGUAGUGCUAGGCCCAGCCAUAGGCUGCACUCGAACCGAAGUGUCGUUCUAUCAGAGUAUUCCGUAUCUACAGCGUGUUGGGAAGGUGCUGACGGAGCAGUUUCAGCUGUGUCACAUCGGUGAAUGGCAUUCCCACCAUCAGCUCCAUCUCUCAGAGCCAAGCACGGGUGAUUCGUCGACUGUCAGUCGAAACUUUCCGAGGGGCACGUGUGGGUUUCUUCUGAUCAUCGCCAACAUUAUACCAAAUGAGAAUGUCACACUGUCGCCUUACCUUUACAAGGAAGGACGGAGUACUUAUGAAAGAGGUGUAAUCAAACUGCUCGGCAAAUACCGUAGUCCUUUCAAGGAAAUAGAGGUCAUCCGAAGGAAUAUAGAGACGGACGAAGACAAAAGUACAACUGCCCAUGAAUACAGGCUGAGAUUUCGAAAAGAUCCAGAAGUUGAAAUGAAUACGUCGUCAAGACCUGAUCAGAAAAACCAGGAAGAAAACACAUUUGCUUACAUGUUUAAAGAGGAUUAUCACAUAAUUCAGAAGCAGCUGGGUCUCAAUCAAGGGACUAGAACUGAAGGAAAUCUGCUAGGCUUGUGGACAAAUGACAACUCGCCUGUGGUGCAUGUCGUCCUGGAACCUAACAUCAAGAAAGAGACUCGUCCGGUAUCUCCAAAUCAUCAGCCAAAAGUCACCAUACAAUACAGAGGAUGGGUAGUAGAGGGGUACUCUUUGGAAGACAUCGGAAAGUACAUUCUCUGUCCAAACGAACAGCACGCGCCCUCCCCUGAAGAGUCAACCAGCAUGCGCCGACAGUAUCCAGACGGAGGUGUUUUGAUUUUGGCUUUUUGGCGUUUUGAUGCGAACGGCCGUAACGUUCUUGCUAUCAGCCCGUAUCUUUACAGCAAAGGCUCUGAGUCCUAUCAGCCCCUUGUUACAGAGUGGCUUCCACAUGGAAAAGUUUUCAGGCAGAAAAUCAACGACAACAAUGGCGAACACCAAGAAGGAAGUAACGAUGACAAGAUGGAGGUGGAUGAUCCCGGCCGGGCCAGUCCAAACUUUGAACAACAUAAAUCAGUUUUCCAAUGAACAUGGUAAAAUCUCAGCGAAUUCAACUUUAAAAUUGAAAAUUAUCCUGAAUUUUAGUCACUUUAAGGAAUAUCGACAACAGCUACAGUGCCAUAUCAAUGUGCUGUUGAAUAGCUCUUAUUUGCAUGGUAAUCGUGCAUUUAGUGCAACUUCACCCAUAGUUCAGUGAAAACCGAAUUAGCUGAAUCGGCGACGAGAAGUGGUCUUCCUGCUCCAUUUUAUUAAAUUAUAAAAAGUCCUAAGCAUGGUAAUAACUCCUAGUUUAAUGUGUAUGUUACUCACAACAACAAUGGUGGAAGAGGUACUCAGUGUAGGCCAAAGAAGACUUAGUGGCAAAACCGUCUUGAUGAUCAACAAUUGCAAAGGUUUUUGACACAUGCAUGUGGAUAAUAAGACAAAAUGAUAGAUAAAGAGUUACAAACGUUACAACAGAAAAGAUAUGUGAUUCGUCUCAAUUUAAAUUUGCCGCAUACUGACAUUUCUAAAACUAUAUUGCACAGAAAGAGAUCUAUAUGUCGGACCAGCUCAUCGCAAAAUAUGGAAUAACAUGCUGGUUUAAUUCAAACAUCUCUUUUGCGUUUCUAUAGACUCCCUUAUCAUCACAUAUAUUGCAAGAAUCAUUUUAAAUUAAUGCUUAAACAAUGCAGUAGACGAUGGACGGAAGUAAUAAAGUUGAAAGUUGGAAAGUGAAGUUUUCCAAUGAAUGUAAACUGAGUUAGAAUCAAAGAACAGUGAAACAAGUCAGAAUGAGAAAGAAUUAUAUUAAAUCGUUUGAAAAUUUUCUCCACUAAAAAUGUUAUUCGAUGCAAGGAAUUUAUUCUGUCAGCAAGCCAGCAUUAAUUGGCUUUUCUGAGAAAACGGUGUCAUUUUAUGCAAAUAAGUUUGGACUACAGAAAAUUUUGCGCAUUAAUUUGCCCAUUACUCUGAGCAUUUCCUGAUUGAAGAAAAUAAAAUUUGUCUUUUGGUCCACAACAAAGGGGUCUGUAGGAUAGCAGUAAAUUAAGGUUUUCAUUUACCCUGUUUAAACGGAGAGCUUCCGGCAGGAAUAUGAACCUAGUGAAAGUGUAGUUAUGUUUUUAUGGUUGACCCUGAAGUCAUGCCGGCGUUUCUGUUCAAGAGUCCGCGCAUGCCUCUUGAUUUCCGCUUUCGCUUUAAUUGUGUUCGUGUUCUUAAAGUUGAAUCAAAUCCACAUAUACAACUCAGUGUUCGCCUCUACAGUCACAUCGUGCUGGACGUUCAAUAUGGAUGACAAGAGGAAGGCCCCAACCAGAAGAUUGUUUGACUCAGGUUUCGGCGGUUCGCAGCGGCCUGAUCAAGUUGAAGAAGGUGCAAGUCGACAGCCGUACAACUACACUAAUCGACCUCGAGAAGAGUCGACGCAGGAGCGGCUGCAAUUUGAUGUGGAUACGGGAAAGUUAGUCGUGAGCAGCAACCCUGAAGUAAAGCAGGAGGUCGUUUCUGUUCGCCAUGUCCCACUGUCUGUUCGCGAGCCCGCUCGGCAAGUCCCUGCGUUUGUUCACGAUGUUCGCGAGCCUGUUGCUGAUCGUCCUGUGGUGGACGCCAUGGCUGCUCAAGGAUUCUUCAUGUAUUGACUGAGAUGUGUCUAAUCAAACGACGGCGGAACUGAAGUAACCGAUUCUUAAGACGUCUUGAAAUGCCUAUGAUAUAUUCCUCUGCGCAAUCGCUUGCUGUUUAGAUUAGAAAUAGACAAAAUUUUGGAUUUGCAUUCACUAUGUAUAAAUUGUAAGGAAAUAUUGCUGUCCUUGCAUGUUUAUAGUUUCAGUCUGCUUUUUUCCUUUUUCUGUUCUUCAGUUGUACUGAAUGAUCGCUAUUAAUUCGGACGGGAUGUCGGUAAUUCUCAAAUUUAACGCAGCAGAAAGCAAUGAGAAAUCAGAUCUGUUAUUUUGUGUGGGCUGUUCAAGGAUAUCCAGCUAUAUCUAUUCGACAUUUACACUGUGUUACAUGCAUUUGUAGAAAUAAAAGCAAAUUGUUCACAAUU
Orbicella faveolata is the source of this 5846-nucleotide messenger RNA. RefSeq lists its product as uncharacterized. Lineage: Eukaryota; Metazoa; Cnidaria; Anthozoa; Scleractinia; Merulinidae. The record is from RefSeq and is a predicted model, not a curated record.